GCAGACAAGAGCGAGGACUUUCUGGCACAGGAGCAGCGCUAUGGCUCCCAAAUUUGACCCCUCCCAGCUUGUCGAGGUCUACGUGAGGGCCACAGGCGGUGAAGUGGGCGCAGCCUCAUCUCUGGCACCUAAGAUCGGUCCUCUGGGUCUCUCCCCAAAGAAGAUCGGUGAGGACAUCGCAAAGGAGACAGCAAAGGAAUGGAAGGGACUCAGAGUAACGGUGAAGCUCAGCGUGCAGAACAGGAUAGCCAAGGUGUCUGUCAUCCCCUCAGCAGGAGCCUUGGUCAUCAAGGCCCUUAAGGAGCCUAUCAGGGAUCGCAAGAAGGAGAAAAACAUCAAGCACAGCGGCAACCUGGAGCUGGACGAGGUGAUCGAGAUCGCGCGCGUCAUGCGCGACCGCAGCUGCGCGCGCAAGCUGGCCGGCACAGUCAAGGAAAUCCUGGGCACCUGCGUCAGCGUCGGCUGCACCGUUGACCACGAGGACCCCAGGGAAAUCCAGAGCAAGAUUGAUGAGGGCGAGGUGGACAUUCCUGAGGAGUGAUGCCGCUCUCGGGGGAAGCAGAUAGUGUGUCAGUGUGUCGUGCUCCUGUUUUCAGCCUUCCUGUCGAGACUCACAUAGCCAAUCUCACAGCAUGCCUGGUGACGUGUGCCCAGUCUCUAUCAUAGAUGCCAUGAUGGGCGACUACGCAAGACGGGCAGGCAUGUAAGCACUGAUUGAUCUU
Coccomyxa subellipsoidea C-169 is the source of this 722-nucleotide messenger RNA. RefSeq lists its product as hypothetical. Gene Ontology annotation, molecular function: large ribosomal subunit rRNA binding; structural constituent of ribosome. Lineage: Eukaryota; Viridiplantae; Chlorophyta; Trebouxiophyceae; Coccomyxaceae. The coding region runs from base 41 to 541 and encodes 166 amino acids. The record is from RefSeq and is a predicted model, not a curated record. Gene Ontology annotation, biological process: translation. The transcript has 4 exons. Gene Ontology annotation, cellular component: cytosolic large ribosomal subunit; ribosome.